This is a messenger RNA of Mytilus californianus (California mussel), 5762 nucleotides long. RefSeq lists its product as uncharacterized. The transcript has 4 exons. Gene Ontology annotation, biological process: transmembrane transport. NCBI's taxonomy places the organism in Eukaryota, Metazoa, Mollusca, Bivalvia, Mytilida, Mytilidae. The record is from RefSeq and is a predicted model, not a curated record. The coding region runs from base 188 to 2608 and encodes 806 amino acids.
UCCGGUUAUCGUCACAAGCUGUCAAAGAAAAUAUUAUCUUUUUAAGAUUUUAUCUGUUCGCUCAUCUUAGACGAAAUUGGAAAUUAAUUAGACGAUUAUUCUGUGUUCUUCAUCAGAACGUGUUACACGUUUACCCUUACAUUUUUUCUCUGCAUCAGACGUCUAGACAGGAGGAAGAGAAGUGAGAAUGGAAGAUGAAGAUUUAAUCUAUGAUCAGACGUUGUUACUGAGGAAGGAAACGAAACCAUCAGGAUAUUCAAAAUGGUGUCAGAAGUUUACUAAAACAACAUGUCUUUCCCUAGCUUUCUUCACUCUAGGAUUAUGUAUUGCAAUACCAGGACCAACAUUACUGGAUCUGGGAGACAAAAUAAACACAGACACCACUCAUAUGGCACUGAUAUUCUCUGCCAGGUCUGUUGGUUACUUACUGGGAGCACUAAUUGGUGGUUUCCUGUUUGAUAUCCUUGACAAACAGCUGUUGCUAACGGCAACCUUGUUUGUUGCUGCUGUGGCAACAUUGAUUAUACCCUGGGCAGUGACAUUAAUGGUAUUGGCAGUCAUGUUUUCUUUGCAAGGUGUGGCUAUGGGUGUGCUGGACACAGGGGGAAAUGUAUUCUGUGUACGACUUUGGGGAGUUAAAAGUCCACCGUACAUGCAGGCAUUACACUUUGCCUUUGGUAUAGGAGCAUUCAUUGCUCCACUGAUAGCCCAGCCAUUUCUGUCAAACUCCACAUCUAAUAGUCUUCUUAAUGGAAAUGUACCUGUAAUAACAAAUACAAGUCUCUUAAUAAAUUAUCAUAAUGACUCUGAUAGUGGCCGAGGUAAGAGGGAUUCAUCAUUCACUAAUCAGACAUUGGAAAAUAACAUGACAUUUACAACAGACAAUUUUAAUGUGAGUCUGGGAACAACAAUGAUUACAACAACAACAACUGUCAAACCAAAUAUUGUUAAAAAGCCUUCAAUCACAGAUGGAGGUUUAUUACCUGAUAACACUAGGGAUGGAAGUCAAAUCAGACAGCAUUUAGACAACAAUAAGCCAUUAGAUGAUGGAAAAACUAAAACAAAACGACCAUUGUCUUCCCUGACAGUUCCAUUACAAAAUAAAACAGAGGGUAAAAGAUUGGAGAAUAAUGGAACAAAACAGCUGAUGACUGAGAAUAAUGGAACAGAACAGCUAAUGACUGAGAAUAAUGGCACUAUGUUUCAUAAUGAAAGUUUGCAUGUCAAUGGUUCUUCAUUGUCCAAUAUAACAACCAUUUCCACAACCAGGUCCACUACUACAACAACCACACCCACCACGAAGACAACCACAUCCACCACGGCAACAACCUCACCCACCAUGAAGACAACCACAUCUACCACGACAAAACCCACAACUACAACAACCACAACGACGACACCCACAACUACAACAACCACAACGAUGACACCCACAGCCACAACAACCACAAUGACGACACCCAAAACCACAACGACAACACCCACAACUACAACAACCACCAGGACAACAACAACAAGGUCCACCAAAACAACAAUACUUCCUUCAACUAAGGGAAAAACUUCACCAGCUGAAACAGAAAAUCCAAAGACAAUCACAACUUCCAUGAAGAAAUCUAAACCAACAACACUGUCCAGUUUGAUAGAGGACCAUACAGAAUUUAAUGAAUCAUUAACAACAACUAGUCACAAACCACAAACAGUAGGUGAUUUUGUCAGUUCUAUGAUAGAUUCUGUCAAAAACAUGUCUCGUAUACAGUUUGCAUACACUAUAAUAGCACUGUUGUUAUUUGUAAGUUCAACACUUUUUCUGGUGUUGUAUUGCUUCACCAAACGCAAGAGGGACAAUGAAGAAAUGGACGAUUUAAAUGAAAUUUCAAUGCAUACAGAGAACACUUGCAUUCGUUUAGUGACAUUAAUGUUUUCAUUUGUUUUCUUUUUGUGUUAUGUUGGCAUGGAAACAACAUUUGGAGGUUUGGUCAUGACAUUUGCUGUAGAAUUCGCCCAUUGGACAAAGUCCCAAGGUGCUAUAGUGACUUCCAUAUUUUGGGGAUCCCUUGCAAUGGGGAGAGGAUUUGCUAUAUUUAUAUCAAACUGCUGUAAGCCUCGAACAAUGCUGAUAGUUGAUCUUAUAUUCAUGAUGAUUGGUGCUUUGAUUUUAGCAUUUGGAGUUCAGAAGCUGAAUAUACUGUUAUGGCUAGGUACUAUAUUCUUAGGAAUAGGACUUUCAUCCAUUUUUCCAACCAGUGUCACAUGGAUUGAACAAUAUUUCAAAAUUACUGGUAAAUCUACCGCAGUGUUUGUAACCGGUUCAGCCAUUGGUCAAAUGACAUUGCCAGUGGCAACUGGGUAUUUAUACCAAAACUAUGACAAGCAGUACUUAAUGUACAUUAUUUUGUGUUUGAGUGUUUUGACAGUCAUUUUAUAUAUUAUAAUGCAGUGUUUAGCCAGUAAAGCUAGUAAGACUGUGUCUAGUGGAUUUUUACGCUUGGAUGAUUUGGAUAUGGACACUCCAGCCUACAGUUCUACAGAUGAAUCUUCCAGUCGCAAAUUUAUGCCAGUACACAAUGGGUAUGAUUUGUUAAUGCAGGAUGCAGAUGACGAAUUGUAGCAUUUGUGAAUAGAACUACUAAUGUAUAAUAGUAAUAUAAUUAACCAUUAUUACUGCAGGAUGAUAAAUUGUAUCAUUAUUGUAUAGGACCACUAAUGUAGUAAUUAAUUUCUUCCAUUCCUCUGUCCAUAUCUUAAAGUUGAAUAUGUGCAAAUGCUCAUCAUGCUCAUAGUGGCUUGUUUCAAAAUGGGAUAUUUUCACAGAUGUGGUUAAAUUUUAGGGGUACAAAGUGAGAUUAAAUUUUUCUCAAAUUAGGAAAUCCUAUAUAUAGGUAAAAAGUCCAUAUUUGCAAACAAUUAAAAUCUCUGGAAGAUCUGUUAUUUACAAAUAUUUAAUAUUUUAAAAGUUUUUACAUCUGUAUUGUACAUGCAGUCUUUUCCUUUUCAAUAAAACACAAAUGUUAAGCUCAGUCAAUUUCUAAUUACAGUAUAUACGUAUAGUUCCUCAGUUUGAGGCGCACUUAAGGUUUAUUGACCCAAAUGUUGUUGAAAGUAAGACAACUUUUGAAUUAGAAAUAUUUUGUUUGUUAUUCCAGAGCUAUAUGAUUUUAACAAACAGAUUUAAGACUAUUCUAUACAUGUCACUCACUAGCUCGCCUCUGCUGAAUCUAAAUUAAUUAGCUUUUAAAAACAAAUAUCACAUUAAAACAAAUACACAUUCAUUAAAUAUGUAUCUAUGAACAUAUUACAAAUUUCUAGUUUGAAAUGUAUAUUGAUAUAUAAUGUAGUAUUUUGAAAUCCACCAGAACAAACAUGAACUAUCUGUGAUUUUUUUGUUGUACAUGACUGUGAUGUUUAUGAUGAUUAGUUAAAGUACAUAAGAUAUACAUAUACUAUAUAUUUGUGUGAGCCUGUAUAACGUCAAUCCAUUAUCCUGCUUCAGUUGUAUUGCCUCCUUACCUACCUCCCCUGUUAAGAUCUGUUAGGUAACAUAUUCUGGGAAUCUUUCAAUCAGUAAAAUUGUAUUAUAAAGCAUGGACUAUUCCAUAUCUAUUUAUAAGAAGACUUUGUCAUCAGAAACUUUUCUUUAUAUGAGUAAAAGCAUAGAAAGUUCAUUACUACAGAACAAUGACACUGCUUUAUUUCCCAAAAUUAUUUGAGGGUUUACUGUAAUAAAACAUUGACAUUUCCAUGUCAGUAUACAGAUGAUAUAUUGUCAGUGAAGGGUGCAAAUUUAAGUCAAGUCAAGUUUCUUAUAAGGCAAAAAAUAACAAAAAUUUUGUGCAUGUCACAGAUUGAAAUGUAGAAAUAUUUAUGUAACAUAUACAACAAGUUUUAUUUAAAAACUAGAAUACUUUUUUGUUACAAAGUUAGAGUAUUUAACACACUAUGACAUGCUCUUUUUUCUAUCAAAGUUAGAGUAUUUAACACAGUAUGACAUGCUCUUAUUUUUGUCGAGCCUGCGACUUUUGUCGCAAAAGCGAGACAUAGCGAUCCUACAUUCCAUAGUCGGUGUCGUCGGCAGCGGCGGGUCCACAAUUAUUCACUCUGUAAAGUUUUUGAAAUUUUAAUAACUUUCUUAAACUAUCCUUGAUUUCUACCAAACUUGGACAGAAACUUGUUUAUGAUCAUUAGAUGAGUAUCCAGAAGUAAAUUUUGUAAAAAAAAAAAUCCUAUUUAUCCGCAUUUUACCUAUAAAUGGACUUAUUUUUCUGCCAGUUAGCAAUACAUUCACUCUGUGGUUACAGUUUUAAAAAAUUUUAAUAACUUUCUUAAACUAUCCUGGAUUUGUACCAACGUUGGACAGAAGCUUGUUUAUGAUCAAAAGCUAGUAUCUAUGGAAGAAAAUUUUGUAAAAAUUUAUUUCCUGUUUUCCGUAUAUUAUAAAUGGACUUAGUUUUUCUUCCAGUUAACAUUACAUACAGUCUGUGGUUAAAGUUUUUUAAAACAUUUAUUAGAUUCAUAAACCAUCCUAGAUUUUUACCAAACUUGGAUAGAAGCUUUUAACAAUCAAAAGAUAGUAUAUAGAGAAAUUUUUAAUAAAUUUUUUUUGUCGAGCCUGCGACUAACAGCAAAAGUAGGCGAGACACUGAGUUCCGCAGAACCCUUACAAAUUUUUAUCAUAUUGUUGUGAAAAUUACAAGCUGCAAGAAGAAAAACAGUUGUUUCCCUUUUUAUGGUUUUGUUCAUAUUAUUAAGAUCUAUUAAUGAGAUUAUUUUGAACAUUAAUGAAAAAAAAAGUUAUUUAUAAAGAGGAGAUAAUCUAGGGCGGGAGGUGGGAGAAGGGUACCCCCUUGUCCACCCCCUCAGCCUUUGUAGUCUUAUGGUAGUGUUCUAGUCUUCAUUAAUUCCCACCUUAUUUAAACCAUAGAUAUUUGAUAUUUAUUGUAUGGUCAUGUAAGAGCUAUAACAUGUGUCUUUUUGUUGACUGAACCUAGACAGUCAGGUAGUGUCAGUUUACUACAAAGUUUGUAUAUCAGGAUCAAAAUAUGGUAUUGUCCUCAAUAGGCAUAUGCUAUUUAUCAUCAAAUAAUUCAACAAUGAAGUAUACUAGUCUAAAUGGUCUGGCUACCUGACCUUUGUCCAGUUGGCGCAACUUUUCUAAACAGGUCUAUAUUGAUGUAUUUCCCUCAGUUUUAGUUUUUAACCAGGAUUUGUUUUCUCUCAAUCGAUUUAUGACUUUUGAAUAGUGAUAUACUAUUGUUGGCUUUAUUUAUCUAUAAAGAUAAAUUAAUUAGUCAUUGGUUUAUGGGGAGAAUGUGUUAUAUGACGGCUGUUUGGAGUUAGUACUAGUAGGUAUAUAUGAGGGUCUCUUGUGAUGUAUUGGUCUAGAUAGUAACACUACCUGAUGGAAAGCAUAUUUAUUAUCAAUGUGAAGAGAAAAUGUAAUAUUUGACAACAAGGUUGCAACCAUACCAAAAUUAUAAAUCGCAAUAGUUUAUAAUGUAAAAAAAAAUGUUCUGAAAGCCAUAAUACUUUUAGUACACAGAAUUUGUUGUAUUUUUAUUAGUAGUACUUAAAGGUAUUGUUUAUUUUUGUGUAUUUUUUAGUUUGUUUUGUGUGUAACUGUAUCUGAUGUAUUAUUAUGAAAUACUCCGACUGACUCAUUGUAUUAUUGUUUGUUGGAUAGAAUACUCCUAUAAUUAUGAUGACGAUUGUGAUGAUUGUAAGUCAGUCAUUGUAUACUGGUAUCAAUAAAAUCAAUAUUUGAUAUA